AUGUAUCGUGCAUCAAGUUACUUAAAAUUGUUCUCCACUGUGUGCGCCUUAACGUUUAUCUUCCUGAGUGAAUUCCAUCACUGUGCGUAUGAGAAGGAGGAUCAAAAUGUAGACCUCUUUUCCGAGGCGCACGAGCUGCUGGAGCAGGGCGAGUACGCCAAGUCCUUCGCCUUCCUAAGGACAUGCGUGCACUACGAUAUAAGGUGCCUAACGCUGAGUGGAGUGUUCUACUACCUGGGUCUCGAGCCCGUGGAGAGGGACGUUGGCAACGCGCUGUACAUAUGGAAGGUGUGCGCAGAUUAUGGAAGCGCUGAUGCGCAGUUCUACCUGGGCAUUAUGUACUCAAAUUAUUUGUCCCUUCCAAAUUUAUACUCGUACUAUGUGGAGGAGCCGCAGAUAGAAGACACGUUCGUUUUGCUCAGAUUGUACCUGCACCUGGAAGGGGCCUAUUUAAGGAGGAGCGUGUUCGAGUGCUUACGAGGAGGAGGUGUAAAAUGCCAAUUGUGGGGGAAAGACGAAGGGGAUAACGGAAACAGCCCUACUCAGGAUGGAAGGAUUUUUCGAGCACCCCCAGUGGUCACACUCACAAGAAACAAUAAAAUAAUUGUUCAGAUAAAAAAUAUUAGAUAUAACACAGAAGAGUUGAAAUGGUAUUUUAAGCAAAUAGAAAAAUUUCCCAAUAGGGAUUACCUAGAAAAAAAUGGAAACAAAUUAUACUUCACGCGAAAUCAUAACUUAAGUUUGUUAUACCUUUACAGUAGUAGUUUGGGUAACCAUCCUGGAAGUAUUUUAUCGUUGGGGAUAAGAUAUAUGAAUGGUUAUGGGGUGGAGAAGAAUUGUGAAACUGCAUCUAAGUACUUUUUAAAGCUAACAAACGGGAUCAUCAAUGCAGAUAGUAGAACCCAUUUCGAAAUGACUGAUUUGAUAAAGCUAAGCAUACCACGUUAUGAACAGUACACUAUGAAUAAUAAAAAAAUUCGAAAUAUUGAACUUUUUAUAGAAACGUCUUUACAUGACAACCACAGAAUACUGACCAUGAUCGCACGCAGGUACCUCAUGGGCAUAUACGGGGUUGAAAAAAAUUACAAAAAAGCACUCGCAUAUCUAAUCAGGGCAGCAAAGUAUGAUAAUUCCGAGGCCAUAUCUUUAUUAGGUUAUAUAUAUCUCCUAGGGUUAGGUGUAAAAAUGGAUUAUAGUAAAGCUACUGAUUAUUUUAUUAGAGGAAAUAAAUUGAACGACCCUUUAAGUUAUAAUGGGCUAGGGUAUAUACACUUCUUUGGGUUAGGGACUUUUAAAAAGAAUCCCCAUUUGGCAUUUUAUUAUUUCGAGUUAGCUGCAAAGAGUAACUUGUCAGCAGCUCAGUUCAAUUUAGCAUGUUUGUAUUUAAGUGGCGUUGGAAUUACACAAUCUUUUCACAACGCUUUCUACUGGUUUUACAAGUCAUUAAAUAAUGGAAAUGUGUUAGCUGCUUACAUUAUAGGGUUCAUGCACUACAAUGGGAUCAUCAUCAACAGAAAUUGCAAAGUGGCUUUGUCUUUGCUGGCCAAGGUGGCUGAAAAUAACUCCUUCGUGUUGAACACCUCUAAUAAAAUUAUUAGAUAUACAGAAAAGGGAAGAAUGAAAGAGGCUUUGUUCCUCAUGGCUCAACUUGCAGAAACGGGAAAUGUUCAAUCACAAAUAGGCAUAUCUCAAUAUAUUAACAACCCUAAAUUUGCUCUCUUCUUACCCUCUAAUGAUAAAGCGAAGAAAGUUUAUGCUAGUAGAUUCCUCGCCAUGGCUUCAGAAAAUAAUGAUUUUAAAUCACUUUUCACUCUUGGCGAUUACGCUUAUCAGGGGCACGGUUUGUACGUCAGCAUAUAUCCCAAGAACAGCUUACCUUUUGACCCACUCUACGAUGUAAACCCUGGUGCGUGUCUCUUCCGGUCCGGUGCCGUGAGGAAGACUAAGCAGCUUGGCGGGGAUGAAAAGGUUAAGCAGAGUGACGAAGUAAUCUCCGCCGACUUUGUGGACGAACAGGGCCUCAUCUUCAACGACCGCUGGCGGUUCAACUACGGACUAAUGUUCUUCUUUAACGAGGUAGAUUACCAGCUAGCCUAUCACCAUUACAAAAGCAUUAUUUCGCACUACCCAAACAACUUUUACGUUAUUCAAACCCUAGCGCGGGCCUGCUACAACUUAGGGUUCAUGCAUUAUUACGGCAUAGGGGUAGCCAAAAAUAUUCACAAGGCCUUAGUCUAUUUCAAUUCAUCUAUUAAAAUUUACCCCACACAUAAGGCCCCCUCCGUUUUGUUUGUGCUGUAUAUAAAGUUUAACAAGCAUUUGUACAACUUCAAGAAGAAGUUUCAGCACCUGAAGUGGUUUCUGCCGGUGUAG
Plasmodium fragile is the source of this 2373-nucleotide messenger RNA. RefSeq lists its product as uncharacterized. NCBI's taxonomy places the organism in Eukaryota, Apicomplexa, Aconoidasida, Haemosporida, Plasmodiidae. The record is from RefSeq and is a predicted model, not a curated record. The coding region runs from base 1 to 2373 and encodes 790 amino acids. Gene Ontology annotation, molecular function: protein binding. The transcript has 2 exons.